This is a messenger RNA of Phragmites australis (common reed), 1013 nucleotides long. Its product is annotated as replication factor A protein 1-like. The record is from RefSeq and is a predicted model, not a curated record. NCBI's taxonomy places the organism in Eukaryota, Viridiplantae, Streptophyta, Magnoliopsida, Poales, Poaceae. The coding region runs from base 87 to 1013 and encodes 308 amino acids. Gene Ontology annotation, cellular component: nucleus. The transcript is spliced from 8 exons. Gene Ontology annotation, biological process: DNA repair; DNA recombination; DNA replication. Gene Ontology annotation, molecular function: DNA binding.
UACAAAUUGAAGCCCUUUGUGUUGUUUCAUUCGAAGGAAUUGGUACCAAACCAGAUUUGCUAUUUACGAAUCUACAGGUUUCCAAUAUGGCGUUUGAUUUGCUACCCACACUACACCCAAAAUCCAAACACUGGGUUAUUUGUGUGCGUGUUUCACGCAAAUGGGAGUACCGUGGUGGCACAGAUAAUGGGCCAAUAGCGCACAUGGAUCUUGUCCUUGCAGAUGAAAAGGGAAAUGCCAUUUAUGCUGAGAUACCCAGUUCUGAAAUUGACACUAAAAGCCCAUUGAUUCAGGAGGGAGGCAUCUACAUCAUCAGCCGUUUUAGAGUAUCAAAAGCUAAAUCCCUCUAUAGGCCAGUUGAUGAGCCUUUCAUGAUAGAAUUUACUUGCUACACAAAAAUAACUCCAGCAAAAGACAUGCCAGAAACAUUUCCAACAUACAUCUACAAGCUUACACCUUUUAUUGAUCUUUCAAAACACGCUGGCGAGAAUAGAAAUUUCCUAGAUGUCCUUGCCAUAAUCACCGAAGUUUCUAGCACCCGCUUGGUCCAACUUCCAAAUCAACCAACACCAACCCUAAACAGACAUCUUGUCCUUAAAGAUCUCAGCAAUCUUCAAGUUAGACUAACUUUAUGGGGGCAGCGAGCCACUGAAUUUACCAUCGAUGACAUUUACAAUGAAGAAGAAGCUAGGCCAAUUGUUAUACUCAUUGUUGGCAGCCUCAUGAAAACCUAUGCAGGUGAAGAAUAUCUGAGUGGAAACACUGCAUGUCGAUGGUAUUUUAACCCCGCAAUUCCAGAGGCUCAAGACUUCUACAACGCCCUGCACAAUCAGCGUCUGUCAAUCAGACGUGUCACUGUUCCUGCAGAACAAACAGCACCACUGCAAACAGCACUUUCCCUCGAAGACAAGUGUCUCAGCGACUUGGAGAAAAUGGAUCCAUACGACUUCCCGACCCCUCCACCUUCACUGGAGCAUGAUGAAACACCGUUGAAGAAAACUGAACUCCCGUAA